Messenger RNA from Capsella rubella, 813 nucleotides. RefSeq names its product non-specific lipid transfer protein GPI-anchored 2. The coding region runs from base 50 to 643 and encodes 197 amino acids. The record is from RefSeq and is a predicted model, not a curated record. The transcript has 3 exons. NCBI's taxonomy places the organism in Eukaryota, Viridiplantae, Streptophyta, Magnoliopsida, Brassicales, Brassicaceae.
CACAAUUCUUUAGUUUCUUCUUCUCUCAACUCAACUCAACAACAAAGCAAUGUCGAACGUUGUAGUAAUCACCAUUGUUGUUCUCAUCGCUGCAUCACUAACAGGACAUGUGUCAGCACAAAUGAUGGAUAUGUCUCCAACGUCAGGACCAUCAGGAGCAGCACCAGACUGCAUGACUAACCUAAUGAACAUGACGGGAUGUCUCUCAUACGUUACGGUCGGAGAAGGUGGAGGUGCGGCUAAGCCAGACAAGACUUGUUGUCCUGCACUAGCGGGGCUUGUGGAGAGCUCGCCACAAUGCUUAUGUUACCUUCUCUCUGGAGACAUUGCAGCUCAGUUAGGAGUGAAGAUUGAUAAGGCAAAGGCUCUUAAGCUUCCUGGAGUUUGUGGUGUUGUUACUCCUGAUCCUUCACUUUGUUCUUUAUUUGGAGUUCCUGUUGGAGCACCUGUAGCUAUGGGCAACGAGGGAGCCUCCCCCUCCUCUGCUCCAGGUCCAAUGUCAGGUACAGCAGAAUCACCAAGUGGAUUAGCGUCGGGUCCUUCGGCUCCGCGAAUAAGCAAUGCACCAAGCAUUGCAACUUAUUCUCUUUUUCUCAACCUUAUAAUUUUCCCAUUAGCUUAUGCGUUUCACACCUAUUGCUAAUUUCAUUAUCUUCCUACCAUUAACAACACUAUUAUUUCGUAUUGUAUUUUCUUAAGAGAGUAUUGUUUCUUUUGUACGUUAUGAUGUUCUUGGAUCUUUUUACUUUGUGUAUUCACGGAUUAGAUUAUUCUUCAUUCAUCAUAUUGAAUAAAGAUUCGUGUUUUCUAUAA